Messenger RNA from Phragmites australis (common reed), 2725 nucleotides. RefSeq names its product DEAD-box ATP-dependent RNA helicase 52C-like. NCBI's taxonomy places the organism in Eukaryota, Viridiplantae, Streptophyta, Magnoliopsida, Poales, Poaceae. Gene Ontology annotation, cellular component: nucleus. Bases 275 to 2095 code for a protein of 606 amino acids. The record is from RefSeq and is a predicted model, not a curated record. The transcript has 6 exons. Gene Ontology annotation, molecular function: RNA helicase activity; ATP binding; RNA binding.
AGGGAGCGCUACCUUAGUCCCUAAGGCAUCGCCGCGCCUCCAAAGCCACCGACGCAGGCGGCGCGAGCACAACACGCCGCGCCCGGUAGCUCUCUCGCCCAGCCCAUCACCUCCCAUCCCCCGCCGCUUUUAGCCGCAGGCGCGGAGGAGAGAUUGCGAGCUUCCAACUGUACAACUUGCCGUCCACCCACCUCGCCUCCCCACCGAUCGCAAAGCGCCCUCUUCCACCUCCGCUGCCGCCGCCACCGCCACCGCCACCGCGCAGAUCCGCCCCAUGUCGACCUCUUCCCGCACCUCCUGGGCCGACAUCGCCGACGCCGAGCCUGCGCCUCCUCCUCCUCCUCCCGCCGCCGUCGCGGCCCCUACCCCCGCCCCGGUCGCCAACGGCCCCGCCCGCUCCUCCUACGUCCCUCCCCACCUCCGCAACCGCUCCUCCGCGUCCGCCCCUCCCCCCUCCUCCGCGCCUCCCCCGCGCGCCGCCCCCGGCCUCCUCUCCCGCCCCGGCGCCGGGGGCGGCGGCGGCAGGCCCCGCCCAGGGCGAUGGGACCGGGAGCCAAACCCCUUCGCGGCCGACGAGGCCGCGGCGGCUGCCGAGCCUGCCCCGUUCGAGGAGCAUCAGAACACGGGGAUCAACUUCGACGCGUACGAGGACAUCCCCGUCGAGACCAGCGGCCGUGAGGUGCCCCCGCCCGUCUCCACCUUCGCGGAGAUCGACCUCGGCGAGGCGCUCAGCGAGAACAUCCGCCGGUGCAAGUACGUUCGCCCGACCCCCGUGCAGCGGCAUGCGAUCCCGAUCUCGCUGACCGGGCGGGACCUCAUGGCGUGCGCGCAGACGGGCUCCGGGAAGACGGCCGCGUUCUGCUUCCCCAUCAUCAGCGGCAUCCUGCGGGGACCGCCCGCGCAGAGGCCACAGCGGGGCGGGAUGAGGACCGCGUACCCGCUCGCGCUCAUCCUCUCGCCCACCAGGGAGCUCUCCAUGCAGAUUCAUGAUGAGGCGAGGAAAUUUUCGUAUCAGACAGGUGUUAAGGUGGUUGUUGCAUAUGGAGGAGCACCAAUUAAUCAGCAAUUAAGAGAUCUUGAGAGGGGUGUUGACAUUCUUGUGGCUACUCCUGGUCGUUUGGUUGACUUGUUAGAAAGGGCAAGAGUUUCUUUGCAGUCAAUUAGAUACCUUGCCCUUGAUGAGGCAGAUAGAAUGCUUGAUAUGGGUUUUGAACCACAAGUUAGGAGAAUUGUUGAGCAAAUGGACAUGCCUCCACCAGGUGUCAGGCAGACACUUCUGUUUAGCGCGACAUUCCCAAAAGAAAUCCAGAGAAUGGCCUCAGACUUCCUGGAGAACUACAUCUUCCUAGCUGUUGGAAGAGUUGGAUCGAGUACUGAGUUGAUUGUCCAAAGAAUUGAGUUUGUGCAGGAGGCAGACAAAAGAAGCCACCUUAUGGAUCUGCUACAUGCUCAAAGAGAUACUGGAAAGCAAGCUCUCACACUUGUCUUUGUGGAAACCAAAAGGGGUGCUGAUUCAUUGGAAAGCUGGUUGUGUAUGAAUGGGUUUCCAGCUACUUCUAUUCAUGGAGACAGAAAUCAGCAGGAAAGAGAAUUUGCUUUGAGAUCCUUCAAGAGUGGCCAAACUCCUAUUCUAGUUGCAACUGAUGUGGCAGCUCGUGGCCUUGACAUUCCUCAUGUUGCUCAUGUAGUGAACUUCGAUCUCCCCAAUGAUAUUGAUGAUUACGUACAUAGGAUUGGAAGGACUGGGAGAGCAGGAAAGAGCGGACUUGCAACUGCUUUCUUCAACGAGAAUAACUCGUCAAUGGCAAGACCUCUUGCUGAACUUAUGCAAGAAUCUAAUCAGGAAGUACCUGCAUGGCUCUCACGCUAUGCAGCUCGCCCUUCGUACGGUGGUGGAGGGAGGAACCGACGAUCUGGAGGUGGGAGCCGUUUCGGUGGUCGUGACUUCCGCAGUGACUCUUCCUCAUUCGGCAAGGGGGGUGCUCGUGGUGGUGGCGGUCACUAUGGUGGAGGCAGCAGUGGUGGUUAUGGUGGUUCUUCUUCAUACGGGGGUGGUAGCUAUGGUGGGGCUAGGGCUCCGAGCGCCUGGGAUUAAUGUUAUAGUUGCUCCCUAGUAAGGUUUGGCAAGUCUAGGCUACUUUUCAAUCUAGUUUUCUCAUUAGGUAUACAUUUUUGGUAGGAGCUGUUAUAAAGCGAUGGUACAAGGUGAAAUGCGUCAUCCCCUUUUUUUCUUCUGGUUACUACCACUGCAGUCUUAUCUUGCAGAUGUCCAUCAUGGAGAGCGUCUUGAGGACUUUCAAGCCCACAAGAGAUUCCUAGCUAGGAAUAGGAUUUCCAGUUCUUAAAUUCCUAGUUAGGGAUAGUAGCUGGUGUUGCUAGGCUGACAUGUAGUGCUUGAUGCAAAGUUUCCGCCUUUGCGUUUUCCUUGGUCCAUGUCUCAUUUUGGUGGUCGGAUGUUAUAAAGCUUGCGGUGAGGGGCUUUUGCGGCAUGAUUUUUGUCUUGGUUUUGACUUUUGACACCCAUAGGUUGAAGAACAGGUCGGAUGAUAUAGUCUUUUAGAUCCUGUUGUAAUGUAUAUACUGUGAGGUGAGGCUGGAAAGAAUAAAUUAUGUAGGUUUAGAGGAGGAAGGGGGAAGUUGUGUGAUAGUUUUGUCUGUGAAGAUACCUGCUAUUGUGUACUGUGAAUUUGUUUUGGAUGGAGUUAAACUAACAUAUUCAUCCAAA